AUGGCUAUGGAGAAUAUCCACCAGAUUAAUAGUAAAGAAGACAGCCAAGGACACUACGCGAUUAUUUCGGAGACAGUUAUUUCAAUAUUCAAUAAAUUAGGAGCUUAAGUUCUAAAAACGAAUCCCAGAUAAAUGCAUUACUUUGAAAUGUUAUAGAAUAAUUAUUUUCCAGGAUACAAAAUACAAUCUGUUACAACAUUAGCAAUUUUUGUUUAUACUUUAAUAUUUACUCUAUGUAUCUUUGGAGGAAUUGAAAAAUAAGGAUAAUUUUUAGAAAUCAGUGAUGCAACACUUUAAAGUCAUGGGGGUUUAGUUACAAAUCAAAUCAAAAAUGAGUUCAUGUUCUAAUAACUAUUUACAAGCAUCUUUUUGAGUAGAGAUUUUUAUCACUAUUUUUGCAUUGUUUUCUUGUUACUCCUAUUAUUAUCCAGUUUUGAAUAUGCAUCAGGUCCUCUUGUAGCCAUUUCUUUAUAUAUUUUUAGUGGAGCUUUGGGAGCAUUAUUUGGAAGUUCUAUUAAUUGUUGUACAGAUCUGAUUUAUUUACAUGCAAAUACUGCUAUUUACGGAUUGAUAGGGGCAUUCUUAGGGUGUAUAAUUUUAAAUUGGUGCACGCUUGAGAUUUUGAAUGAAAUGAGAGCAUUUCUAUGUUGUUUUAUGUGGAUUCUAUUGACAUUUGUCUUAGUCAUCACGUUAUCAGCUAUUAACACAAAUCACAAUGAUAAAUAUGGCUAGAUUGGAGGAUUGAUUACUGGGUUUUUCCUUUCAUUAGCAAUUGUUCCACCAAUGAAUUAGGAUAGUUAUGAAGACAAAGCAAAAAUAUUUGGUUGGACAUUUUUAGGAAUAUUUGCUUUCAUUAGCACUUUGAUGAUUAUUGUAAUGUGA
Messenger RNA from Paramecium tetraurelia, 882 nucleotides. RefSeq lists its product as uncharacterized. Gene Ontology annotation, cellular component: membrane. The transcript has 3 exons. Gene Ontology annotation, biological process: proteolysis. Gene Ontology annotation, molecular function: serine-type endopeptidase activity. Lineage: Eukaryota; Ciliophora; Oligohymenophorea; Peniculida; Parameciidae. The record is from RefSeq and is a predicted model, not a curated record.